This is a messenger RNA of Serendipita indica DSM 11827, 1638 nucleotides long. The record is from the annotation of a GenBank genome assembly. NCBI's taxonomy places the organism in Eukaryota, Fungi, Basidiomycota, Agaricomycetes, Sebacinales, Serendipitaceae.
AUGAGAACGGCUCAGGACAAAGAGGCGUUGAUAAAACAACUCGAGGCAGAGUUUUGCCCACCACUCGACACGUCUCUGGUGUUGGCUCUAUGCAACGACAUAGAUGAAGGCGAAGAAUCCAUUACACAACUACGAGAAUCUCUGCAAGCACUCGCAGCAGAUGCCACAGUGUCGUUAUCCGAAGUAGAUGGACAGGAUCCCGGCUCGACCUCUGCGCUUCCAUCGGCCUCGCCCUCCGACGACCUCAAUUCGCCUCUUCAGUUUCUCCAGAAUGCAUUCCCAACUUUCUCGGUCCAUACGCUCCAGGAAGUCAUCGAGGACGCUGUGAGCCAAUAUGGUGGACUUGACAUGGCAAAGCUAGUCGAAGAGCUACUCACAAGGGAGAUACUAGAAACGAUAGGCCUACCAGAGUCACCACAGGAGCAGCCAUGGCCGAAGACCAAGAAGAAGCAGAAGAAGAACAAGGGCGUCUCUAAGCUAGUUUUUGGUGACGUACGACAUCGCCAAACCUCAUCGAAAGAGUGCCCAGAGGUGAUAGAUCCUUGGUCCCAGCUCUCCUCUCUAGCGGACUAUCUCUCGACGUUGCUCACCGGGACCACGGCUUCAUCAUUUUCCUCACGGUUCCACUCGGACAAGUAUCCGACAGUGCUUGAAGCGGUGCUCGCGUAUCUCAAUGACCUUCCGCCCUCUGAUAAGUCUACAGAGGAAGUGGACGAAGGCCUCAUCGCCAUCAUCGACGCAUUACCCAGAGAUGACUCUGAUGAAGUCAAUGCCCAAUGGGCUAGACGCUGUGUGGAAGCAACAGAUCGGCUGGAGCAUGCCGUAUGUCUCUACGAGCUCUUGCAAGACUUGAGUAAAAAUGCUCCCAUAAAGCAUCUGCAAGCUCCUGCUAUACACCCUCCCGCGAUCUCAUCACCACUUCCAUCAUCUUCCAGUGGCUCCUCUGCUGCACCCACACGACAAAUUUCCAAUUUCACACAGCCGACUGCACCGAGCAAACCUCGGAAGCCUAUGGCCGCAUCCUCAGCAUGGCGGGUCGUCGAAAAGCGCGAACCAAAACAAGUUCAGCCCCACCCUCACGCAGAAUUUAUUCCUGCCUAUCGUAACCUCAAACUCGUACCCGUCUCAUCACUCCCAAAGGAUCCAAGUGAUGAGAACAUGGUCUUGAAAAACCGCACGAUUGAGCAGGCCUGGCGCGACAAACGAGUAGAGGCGCUUCGAAAAGCGUCGCAGCAUUGGCAAAGGAGUCAGGAUGGGCUUGGGCGACAAGUCGCGGCCUAUUAUGCCGACGAGGCAAACAAGUUUCUCCGAGAGUCUAGAGAGGCUGCGCUCGAGGCUGCGAGAGCGCUCGUCGUCAGUAACCGGGCACAAAAUGCGGCGAAUGGUUUCCAUACUGAUGAUACGGUGGAUCUUCAUGGUAUGAACCGAGAAGAAGCGUUGGCGAUUGUCAAAGAAUCAUUGAAUGCGCGGUUCAAUAACUCUUCGCGUAAUCAAGAACCACUGCGCUUCAUUACCGGAAAGGGGUUGCAUUCGAAAGGGCAUCAGAUCUUAUUACCCUCAAUCCAAAAGUCUCUCAGGUCGGAGGGAUGGCGCACGCGCGAGGUAGAAGCCGGACUCAUCGUAUACGGACGAUUCUAG